Messenger RNA from Symbiodinium sp. CCMP2456, 378 nucleotides. The record is from the annotation of a GenBank genome assembly. NCBI's taxonomy places the organism in Eukaryota, Dinophyceae, Suessiales, Symbiodiniaceae.
AUGGUGCAGGGCUUGGGCAAGGACCACCUGCUGAAGCACGACACGCCCCCGCAUCGCCCCAAACCGCCUGCAUCUGGCUUGCGCUGGCCCUCGGCCGCGCUGCCGUCGCACCACACGAAGACCCCGGUGAGGACGGAAGACGACUUGCUUUACAUGCGCACUUUGCCCACGUUCAACGAAAUGCUGCGAGCAUCGGAUGCCGAGGCGCUUCUCUCCUUCCUCACGGUGCCGUACAUCAGGAUGCCAUUGGUCAUGGCCUUCUUCACCACCGGGGAUCGCGUGAACUCCCUCUUCGACCGGGGCUUACAGGAGAUCCUGGAGGCGGUGGUCCUGGAGCCGGGGAAGCUCUUGGAGCCGACGCACUGGUCUGACGCACCG